Messenger RNA from Rhinolophus ferrumequinum (greater horseshoe bat), 3786 nucleotides. RefSeq names its product golgin A2 (gene GOLGA2). Gene Ontology annotation, molecular function: protein binding. Bases 98 to 3145 code for a protein of 1015 amino acids. Gene Ontology annotation, cellular component: Golgi cisterna membrane; cis-Golgi network; Golgi cis cisterna. The record is from RefSeq and is a predicted model, not a curated record. Lineage: Eukaryota; Metazoa; Chordata; Mammalia; Chiroptera; Rhinolophidae. Gene Ontology annotation, biological process: spindle assembly; Golgi organization. The transcript is spliced from 27 exons.
CCGUCUCGCACUUGCGCCGUAGCGACCGGAAGCACACUCCGCAGUGGAUGUCGGGUUGUGGCUCAAAUUGUCCCGCCUCCUCCGCCCCCGUCCCGGGAUGUCGGAAGAAACCCGACAGAAGAAAUUGGCCGCGGCCAAGAAAAAGUUGAGAGAAUUUCAGAAGAAAAACAACCUUGGUGUUCCUUCAGGAGCAAAGAAGAAAAAGAAAAGUAAAAAUGGCAGUGAGACAACCACUUCUGAUGGUUGUCACUCGCCUGAGGAGAUUCAGGACAUUCUGAAGGUGCUGGUGUCCGACCUUAACCGCUCCAAUGGGGUUGCGCUGCCCCCAUUGGACAAGUGGAAGGGGCCCAAAGACCGUGCCGCUCCUGCAGCACCACCUGCUGAUGACACCAUGUCCCCUGACGGUGUCGUUUACCAAUGUGCUAGUCCCCCCCGUGUCACUAGCAUGGCAUCAACUCAGAACUAUGAUGCUGAAAAUGGUCCUAGUCCUCUGGAAGAAAGCACAUUUUCAUCUACCGAGGGCCUGCGUCAGCUUUCGCAGCAACUCAAUGGUCUUGUUGCCGAGUCUGCGUCCUUCGUCAACGGGGAGGGCCGAGCAUCUCCUGCUGAUGUAAAGGUUCUGGAGAGCCGGUUCCAAGAGCUAGCUGGAGCCCUGGAGUCCAGCACACUAGGAAAUAAACAACUCAGUAGCAAGAUAGAGGAAUUGGAAAAACAGAACCGGGAAACUCUGGAUCAACUAGAAAAAGAGAAGGAGGAAUGUGAGCAAAUGAUUGCGAAUGAAAAAGGGGCUCUAAGAAAACAGCUGCAGGUUCAUAUCCAGACGAUAGGGAUACUAGUGUCUGAGAAGUCAGAAUUACAGACAGCCCUGUACCAUACUCAGCACGCAGUCAGGCAGAGAGAAGGAAUGGCGGAGGAGUUUGCUGGUCGCCUGCAGUCUUCCCAGCAGCGCGUCAAAGAGCUGGAGCGGAUGCUGUCCACCUUGUCCUCGCAGCAGAAACAGGCGAACAGGCAAAAGGACGAAUUAACCAAAGACCGGGACACCCUCACGGUGGAACUUGUGAAGAGAAACCAUACCAUUGAUGACCUAAAGCAGCAGAAAUCAGAACUGGAGGAGAAGCUUCGGGUCUUGAUGACCGAGAAGUCGGCCAUGCAGACUGGGACAGAGGAGCUGCAAAAGAAGCUGGAGAUGUCAGAGCUCCUACUGCAACAGUUUUCUAGUCCUUCUGAAACCCCUGGUGAUGGCAGGCAGCAGUUACUGGAGCAGGCCCUGGAGGAGCGAGCACAGCUGGAGAUAUAUGUGGGGCAGCUGCAGGAUUCGCUAAAGCAACUGCAGAUGGAGAGAGACCAGUAUGCAGAGAAUCUAAAAGAAGAGAACGACAUUUGGUACCGAAGAAUGCAACAGAUGACAGAGCAGAUGCGCAAGUUAGGUGAGGAGAAGGAGCACAGCAUGAAUCAGGUGCGGGAGCUGGAGGCCAGCUUGGCUGAACUGAGGAACCAGAUAGCUGUCCCCCCACCCCAGGACCCCCCAGCAGGGCCCUCAGAGAUGGAACAACAGCUUCAAGCUGAGGCAGAACAGCUACGAAAGGAACUGGAGAGCCUGGCAGGGCAGUUGCAGGCCCAGGUACAAGACAACGAGGGUCUGAGUCGCCUGAAUCGGGAGCAGGAGCAGCGGCUGCUGGAGCUAGAGCGGGCAGCCGAGAGCUGGGGGCAGCAGACCGAACAGCACAAGCAGAUCCUGGAGAACAUGCAGAGUGACCGCGUCACCAUCAGCCGAGCACUAUCCCAGAACCGCGAGCUCAAGGAGCAGCUGGCCGAGCUGCAGAACGGCUUCGUCAGGCUGAGCAAUGAGAAUAUGGAGAUUACCAGCGCGCUGCAGUCAGAGCAGCACACCAAGAACGAGCUGGCCAAGAAGCUGGGCCAGCUGCAGGAGAAGCUGGGGGAGCUGAAGGAGACGGUGGAACUGAAGAGCCAAGAGGCCCAGAGUCUGCAGCAGCAGCGGGACCAGUACCUGAGCCACCUGCAGCAGCACGUGGCCGCCUGUCAGCAGCUGGCAGCGGAGAAAGAGAUGCUGCACAAGCAGGUCCUGCUGCAGACCCAUCUCAUCGACCAACUGCAGCAGGAGGAAAGUCAGGGCAAGGCGCAGGCCGACAUGGUCCGCCAGGAGCUGCAGGAGGCCCAGGGGCACCUGAAAGCUGCCAACCAGCAGAAUCAGAAGCUGCAGGCCCAGCUGAGCCUGAUGGCUCUGCCUGGGGAAGGAGCCGGACUGGACAGUGAGGAGGAGGACGGGGAGGCUCCCCAGCCAAAGCUGAGCAUACCAGAGGACCUGGAUAGCCCAGAGGCCAUGGUGGCAUUUUUAAACUCGGCCUUAGCCAGUGCUCAGGAAGAGCAGGCACAGCUGCGCGGGCAGCUGAAGGAGCAAAAGCUGCGCUGCCGGCGCCUGGCUCAGGUGGUAGCCCCGUCCCAGCACGAGCUGGAGGAGGCCCCAGGCCCCAGCACUGGGGGGGAAAGCGUGCCUGUGGAGACCCACCAGACCCUCCAGGUGGCCAUGGACAAACUGCAGAGCCGCUUUACGGAGCUCAUGCAGGAGAAGGUGGAUCUGAAGGAGCGGGUAGAGGAACUGGAGCAUCGCUGCAUCCAGCUGUCCGGGGAAACAGACACCAUUGGAGAGUACAUCGCCCUUUACCAGAGUCAAAGAGCCGUGCUGAAGCAGCGGCACCGCGAGAAGGAGGAGUACAUUAGUCGGCUGGCUCAGGACAAAGAGGAAAUGAAGGUGAAGCUCCUGGAGCUGCAGGAACUGGUGUUACGCCUGGUGGACGAGCGUAAUGAAUGGUAUGGCAAGUUCCUGGCGGCUGCCCAGAACCCUGCUAGCGAGCCCACUGCAGCGCCCCCAGCCGCCCAGGAGAGUGGUGCUGCUGACAGCCAGGAUGAUCUUCGCGAGGUAAGCCUCGCUGACAGUGGGGAGCCUAUCCAGGGAGAGGCCCUGCAGGGCUUAGCUACCCCUGAGAACCCCACCGCGCAGCAGAUCAUGCAGUUGCUACGAGAGAUCCAGAACCCCCAGGAGCGCCCAGGCUUGGGCAAUAACCCCUGCAUCCCCUUCUUCUACCGGGCCGACGACCACGACGAGGUGAAGAUCAUGGUGGUCUAAUAGCCCAGCACUAGCAGACAAAACUGGACCGUCUCCUCCCCAUCCUGUCACCCCUUUGAUCCUUAGACUAGCAAGAUAGGACCCCUGAGAAAGGGGUAUGAUGAGAUACACACCUACGGCUCCCUUGGCCCCUUGGCCAGGGCUGUCUUAAUCUCUGGGCUGUUACUAGUUUCAGAAAAACGAAGAGCCAGAGUUAGUUUAUUUAGGAGGCUUCUCCUCACCCCCACCAAGCAGUCCUUCAGAGGGGCUCAUGCAUCCUCUACUCAGAGGCACUUUGGGGCAUAAGUGCCCCCCUCGCCCAGUUAGACAGCUGGGCAGCACUCUCAUAGGCCUGGGGACAGUUGGGGCUCACCAAGGUCGGGCACGGGCAUAGCUGGUGGUGGGGUGGGCUCCCUCCCUCAGUGUAUAUAUUAUAUCUAUGUAACAUUUUGUAUAUUCUGGGAGUAGGGCAGCCCCCUAUAUCAUAACGGAGGUCGGAGCUGGCAAAUGGGGAGCAGUUUCUAUUAAUUAAAUAUUGGGGGGUGAGGGGAAACUUAUUUAUUGAUAGUAUAGGACAGAUGGAGACAGGGACGGGGGUUAUGCCCGGGUGAUUUGACUCCUGUUUUUUGCUUUUUAUUUCGGAAUAAAUGGAUUUAGCCAUA